AUGGAUGGAUCAGACAGUGAGGGAUCUGCCUGUCACCGCAGCCCGUCCCUGGACAGUAAGGAAUACCCGCCUGCAGGCGGCACCUUCCGGCGUGGCAGCACUUUGUACCGGGCUCACUCCUCCUUCUAUGGGCUACACUCCAACCCAGGACCGAAAACCAGUCAGGCAGAGUACACCUCGUCAAAGGGCAGCAAAUAUGUGGUCUUUUACCUGGACCUCUCCUUUAUCUUUCUCCUAGAGCUGAAAAGGUGUAACGUGACACAGAACUGCUUACAGUGUCUCAAGUACCUCAUGUUCAUCUUCAACCUCCUGGUCUGGUUGGGUGGCUGUGCUGUCCUGGCCGUUGGGAUUUGGUUGGCUGUAACACAGGGAAACUUUGCCACCCUCUCCACAACCAUCCCCUUCCUAUCCGCUGCCAACCUGCUCAUUGGCACAGGCUCCGUGGUGAUGCUGCUCGGAUUUCUUGGAUGUGUUGGUGCAAUAAAAGAAAAUAAGUGUCUGCUAUUGUCUUUUUUCAUCUUGUUGCUCAUGAUCUUUCUGUUGGAGAUUAUUGGAGGAAUUAUCUUCUGUGUCUACAGGAGUCAGAUUGACACUUAUGCCCGAGAUGAUCUGAAGGAAGGUCUUUGGCUGUUUGAGACGGACGGAAACAUUGGCCUGACAAAUGCUUGGAGCAUCAUCCAGACUGAUUUUGGCUGCUGUGGAGUUUCGAACUACACCGACUGGUUUGAGGCCUUCAACAUGACGCAAGUGCCAGACUCCUGCUGCCAGGAAUACAGUGUGAGCUGCGGCCUCCACUCCCCAGACACAUGGUGGAAAGACGCCUGCUAUGAAAAGGUCAAGCUGUGGCUUCAGGACAACCUCAUCACCCUGGGGGUCUUCACCCUUUGCACAGCCCUGGUCCAGCUCCUGGGUAUGACCUUUGCCCUGACCAUGUACUGUAACCUGGUGAAGCCAGGUACCUACCACAGCUAG
Molecule: messenger RNA, 972 nt
Organism: Hemiscyllium ocellatum (epaulette shark)
Lineage: Eukaryota; Metazoa; Chordata; Chondrichthyes; Orectolobiformes; Hemiscylliidae
Product: tetraspanin-4-like
Exons: 7
Coding region: 1-972 (323 amino acids)
Cellular component (GO): membrane
Source: RefSeq, a predicted model, not a curated record